AUGCCAGAGCACGCGCCGCGCAGAUGCCGCCAUUUGCGCUGCUCGACCUACACCACUAGCAAAUUCGCCACGCAAAGGCACCUCGUCGUCCAAGAUCACCCAGAGAUCCCUGUGGUAUCCCUCGAGUUCUUCCAGACCGUCACCCCCGCUGUGCCGGACAUAAUGCUGGAUGCCGUCUUGGACAAUCUGAAGGAGCAUGGCUCCAUCACGGGGAGUGGACGAAUGCGUGGCUUUGGCAAAAAUGACCCCAAGAAGAGUGGCCGUCCAGAGAACGAUACCUUUGCCCACGUGCAUGAACUCACUGAGGCGAUUAUUCGCGCCGGCGAGGGCUACACAGGCCAAGAAUCAUUCCAAACUCGACUCCCGCGAAGUGAGAGGGGGAACUCGUCGCGUCCUGACGGCUUCGGGCGUUCCUCCAUGGCCCAACACGACGACGAAGUUACAGACACAAAACUUCCUCAGCUUCCGUCAUGGAGUGGCAUCAUACUUGCUAAAGAAGGCAAGAAAGCUGAAAAGGAGUCGGACGCUUUGGACAACUUUGAAAAGGUUAUGUGGAGCGGGCAUCACAUUCUUCGAACUGACCCGCGCCGAAAUUUCUGCUUUGGGAUGUCCACGGGGAACGCGACCUGUCGUCUGUGGUUUUUCGCGCGUUCUCAUAUCAUGGUCUCAGAACCAUUCAAUGUGAUCACGAACCACGCUCCUCUCGUUCGAUUCGUUCUGAGCCUCUCGUUUGCCCACGUUUUGUCACCUUUGUCAGUGUCAUGUCACCCCAGGCAUGCAGAUUUGUCCACCGUUGGCGAGAAUGCGCGAUCCAUGUUUGCAAGCUCCCCACUUACUGCGACAUCGAGCCAUUCCACCAUCGACGAUAAUAUCCCAUCUAAGCCAACAUCUCGAGUUCCCCCCCUUUCCGCACAAUCAAGUCAAUCUACCAUCCAUGGGGAAGUAGCAACCGAUCCGUCUCAUCUCUGCCCCUCAGUUAACUACGACUUUGCUUGGGAAGCGCAUGGCUACGACCCUACGAUGCAAGAGAUACGUCAUGGGGUUUACCGAAUUUGUGUCGGUGACACAUGGUAUAUCACUGCGGGAAUAUUGUCCGAUUCUAGGGCCGAGAGCAUUUGUGGCCGCUGUACUCGAGUAUGGAGGGUGUACGAGGACAAGAAGUAUGAGGAGGGCGAAGAGAAGGCAUACUACGUUCUCAAGGAUGUUUGGGUAGAUUCCAGCAACGAUACGGAGGCCACUAUAUGGAUGAGGUUGAAAGAGAAAGUCAACCCCGAUGUCUUCGACCGACACUUUCUGACGCUUGUAGCUGCAUUCGGACCAGGCGAGGGCGCAACGACAUGCGGUUUCAUGAGGCGAGGCAACUACCCGCAUACCGAGAACGUGGACUUCAUGGAUAGCCAAUUUAUCGAUAUUUUAGACCUCGAACCUUCGCCGUUGAUCCCGAAUAAAGGAACGGAGCCUGUUUAUGAAGACAGGUUCCACAUUCAAGGGGCACCAGAUACGGAACCACUCGCCAAACGCGCCAAAGAACGACCCCAGUAUCUUCCUCGCACUCACGACCGAUCUAUCUGGAAAGAGGUUUGUGAGACAUACCAUGAUCACGACGACAUACAGGUGAUGUUUACGAUGCUUGAACAUGCGGUGAAAGCACUGGAUGCGAUGUGGGAGGGUGCACACGCUAUUCAUCGUGACAUUAGUACAGGAAAUAUCCUGUUCGACGGCACGAAUGGUCGAUUAGGGGAUCUGGAAUACGUCGUAUUUUGUGACGACGAACCCUCUUCCUUGCAUAACGUCAAGACUGGGACACUGCCAUUCAUGGCCGUCGAAGUUUCCCUUGGCGCAUAUCAGUUUGAACCACGCCCUCUUGCAGAAGACGUAUUUCUGUCUCCAACCGGUGUUCUCCCUUCUCGUGGCACCAAGCCUGUGCAUCCUUUUCGACACAAUGUGCUCCAUGACUUGGAGUCCAUCUGGUGGCUGGUUAUGUGGUCUAUUUUCAGAUAUUAUCCCGAGAAUGUCCGCCUCGAGGUACAGGCUCUCAAGAACCAGCGCCGCACCUACGACGCCCUUUUUUCUCCGAACAUCGCCGUUGGCGUGCAGCGCAUGAAUGUUUUGAACACUCGACUCCCGGCAAUCAUUUCCUCGCUAUCUCCUCCCUUCUAUGACAUGGGCCAAUUAGCACUUCGCUUGCGUAAUCUGUUGAUAUUUUCUUAUGGGAUAGCAGAGGCGAGCCUACCGAUCAAGUCCGACUGCCAGGCGUUCCGUCCCGCGUUCGACACAACGGCGGUACUGCUCAGACACAUGAAGAUGUCCCUGGAGAAGGAUGGAAUCGCGGGCGUUACCAGUGUCUUCGAACUACUCUAUCCUCAGAAACGCAAGGCAGAAGAAACCGGAGACAUCCAGGAGGAGGCACCACCGAUGAAGAAAUAA
Molecule: messenger RNA, 2427 nt
Organism: Pleurotus ostreatus (oyster mushroom)
Lineage: Eukaryota; Fungi; Basidiomycota; Agaricomycetes; Agaricales; Pleurotaceae
Exons: 6
Coding region: 1-2427 (808 amino acids)
Source: RefSeq, a predicted model, not a curated record